Molecule: messenger RNA, 2160 nt
Organism: Saccharomyces kudriavzevii IFO 1802
Lineage: Eukaryota; Fungi; Ascomycota; Saccharomycetes; Saccharomycetales; Saccharomycetaceae
Gene: MNN1
Product: alpha-1,3-mannosyltransferase MNN1
Exons: 1
Coding region: 1-2160 (719 amino acids)
Biological process (GO): protein O-linked glycosylation
Cellular component (GO): Golgi apparatus
Molecular function (GO): alpha-1,3-mannosyltransferase activity
Source: RefSeq, a predicted model, not a curated record
AUGCAUAAUCUACGCUCAAACAGCGUGAACAGUUCAAAUAAUGAACGAUUGGAUAAUGUAGAUCGUGACGUGCUUAUGGAGGCCUUCGGCUCUCCUGAUAUGGACCCAAUAAACAGCAUACCAGUAUCUCCAUUAGAAUCGGUUCCUUUUUAUGACAAUUUCAUGGAUAUCAAAAGGAAUUCUAGUUGGCUGAUUAAUAGAAGGAGUCAUUAUAAGCACUUCAAUGAAUUGAGCUUGGAAGACCGGUGCAAAUUUUAUUUUCGCACCCUUUACACGCUGGACAAUGACUGGUCUAAUAGUGUUCAUAAAUUAAUGUACAGCAUUAAUGAUAAUGAAGAAGUUGAUGAUGUUAAGGGUGCAGAUGGAAACCCAAUGGAUGAAGAAUCCGAGAAGCUAUAUCGCCGAAGAAACGAUAUGUUCUUAGGGUUUGAGAGAAUUAGAGCGUAUGAUAAAUGUUUUAUGCAAGGAAAUCCUGUCAAUAUUCAAGAAAUAUUUCCUAAAAGUGAUAAAGUUCAAAAGGAAAAGAUUCAAUCAAAAUUAAUUGAAGCAUUGAAUGUCACACUUUUGAAGGAUACGAAUAACUAUAAGAACUAUGACCAAUUUGAAUUCGAGCACAAGAUGUUUCCUUUUGUAAAUAACUUCACCGCCGAGACAUUUCACGAAAUAAUUCCAAAAAUCACAUCACCUUUUGGAAAAGUGCUUGACCAAGGCUUAUUACCCAAGUUCGAUAAUAAAGAAAAUAAAGUACACGAAUUCUUUAAAUACGAAUAUAAUCCAUCAAAAACUUUCUGGUCGAAUUGGAGAGACAUGAGCGCUAAAGUAGCAAACCGCGGUAUUGUGUUGAGUUUAGGUUCUAAUCAAUUUCCAUUGGCCGUGAAGUUUAUAGCUGCUCUAAGAUUUCAGGGGAAUACUUUGCCAAUUCAAAUAGUCUACAGAGGCAACGAACUGUCACAAGAAUUAGUUGACAAACUUAUAUUCGCUGCAAGAAGCCCUGAUUUCAAACCAGUUGAGAAUAAAUAUGACAAUUCCACUAACGUUCCACAAGAGAUUUGGUUUCUUGAUGUCUCUAAUACUAUACAUCCCAAGUGGCAAAAUGACUUUGACAGUUAUAAAAGUAAAUGGCUGGUAGUUCUGUUUAAUCUUUUCAAAGAAUUUGUCUUCUUAGAUAUUGAUGCCAUUAGUUACCAAGAAAUUGAUAAAUAUUUCGAAACUGCGGAAUACCAAAAAACGGGAACUGUUUUUUACAGAGAAAGAGCCCUCAAAGAAAAUGUGCAUGAAAGAUGUAUUGCCAGGUAUGAGACUCUAUUACCUAGAAAACUUGAGUCCAAAAAUUUUAAAAGUUCACUCCUAAUCGACGCUGAUCGUGUUCUCAGUGGAUGUGAUAACGAUUUGAAGCCCGAGGAGCAUAUAUUCAAAGCUUUCUUUCAUCAUAGAAGACAGCACCAGUUAGAAGCUGGUUUAUUUGCAAUAGAUAAAUCAGAACAUACAAUUCCUCUGAUUCUUGCCAGUAUGAUUCAUUUGGCCAAACAUACGUCUCAUUGCACACACGGUGAUAAAGAGAAUUUUUGGUUAGGAUUUUUGGCUUCUGGCCACCAUUACGCACUGCAAGAAGUAUAUUCUGGUGCCAUUGGCGAUUAUGUUAAAAAAACUGAUUUGAACGGGAAGAGGCAAGAGGCAGCAAUUGAGAUAUGUUCCGGACAAAUAGCUCAUAUGUCUACUGACAGAAAAACGUUACUCUGGGUGAAUGGUGGGGGAACGUUUUGUAAGCACGAAAACUCUGCUAAGGAUGAUUGGAAAAAAGAGGGCGAUUUUGAAAAAUUUAAAGAAAAAUUCAAGGCUUAUGAAGAUAUGGAAGAGUAUUAUUACCUUACCCCAAUUAGCAGCAAAUACGUGAUUUUACCUGAUCCAAAGUCGGACGAUUGGCAUAGAGCUUCUGAAGGAGCUUGUGGUGGCUAUAUAUGGUGUGCCACUCACAAAACCAUUCUGAAACCGUACAGUUAUAACCAUAGGACGAGUCACGGCCAACUAAUUGCUCUGGAUACUGACCAGCGCCUUCACAUUGACGCCGUCAACACUGUCUGGUCACAUGCUAAUAAAGAUAAAACCAGAGCAUUUACUGAAGAUGAAAUAAAACAACUAGAAACCCCAGGGCAUGAGUAA